AAAACAGAGGCAGUUAGUUCGGAUCGUUUGUCUGUUUCGAAUUGGAUUCCGUAUUUAUUUCCCAUCGUUGGUGUCAUCUCUUCACCCUUUGCUUCUCUUCUCUUUUCCUCUCACAAAUCAAUCCAAUCGAGGCCUUUUUCACUGAGUUCCGACCAUGGCCGAAUCGGUGGAACUGCCGAGUCGCUUGGCGAUUCUCCCUUUCAAGAACAAGGUUCUCUUACCUGGCGCCAUCAUCAGAAUCCGCUGCACUUCCCCUACCAGUGUGAAGUUGGUGGAACAAGAACUUUGGCAGCGAGAAGAGAAGGGGUUGAUUGGCAUCCUGCCAGUCCGUGAUGCUGCUGAAAUUAAGCCAGUAGGUCCUACCGUAUCUGAAGGCACUGAUUCUGCAAAUCAAAACACAAGAGUUCAAGGUGGUUCAUCGGAUUCUCAUAAGCUUGAUACAAAAAAGCAGAAUGAUGUUGUUCAUUGGCACAAUAGGGGGGUAGCUGCCCGACCCUUACAUUUAUCAAGGGGAGUGGAGAAACCAAGUGGGAGGGUUACAUACACAGUUGUUCUUGAAGGUUUGUGUAGAUUUAGUGUACAGGAACUGAGCACAAGAGGAAUAUACCAUACUGCAAGGAUAACUUCCCUUGAAAUGACUAAGACUGAGCUGGAACAAGUGGAGCAAGACCCAGAUUUCAUAAUGCUGUCUCGCCAAUUCAAAGCUACUGCUAUGGAGCUUAUUUCUGUUUUGGAGCUGAAACAAAAAACUGGUGGAAGGACAAAAGUCCUUUUGGAUAACGUUCCAGUUCACAAGUUGGCUGAUAUAUUUGUUGCUAGUUUUGAGAUAAGUUUUGAAGAACAAUUAUCUAUGCUGGAUUCAGUUGACCCCAAAGUGAGGCUUUCAAAAGCAACUGAGUUAGUUGACAGGCAUUUACAGUCAAUUCGUGUGGCUGAGAAAAUUACACAAAAGGUUGAAGGACAAUUGUCAAAAUCUCAGAAAGAAUUUCUUUUGCGCCAGCAGAUGAGGGCCAUAAAAGAGGAGCUUGGUGAUAAUGAUGAUGAUGAGGAUGACCUGGCCGCUCUUGAAAGAAAAAUGCAAAGUGCAAGAAUGCCACAGAAUAUAUGGAAACAUGCGCACAGAGAGUUGAGGAGGCUUAAAAAAAUGCAGCCACAGCAACCAGGGUAUAACAGUUCAAGGGUUUACCUAGAGCUUCUUGCUGAUCUGCCCUGGCAGAACGCUAGUGAAGAGAUUGAACUAGACUUAAAAGCUGCACAGAAGCGACUUGAUAAUGAUCACUAUGGUUUAGUGAAGGUGAAGCAAAGGAUAAUUGAAUACCUGGCUGUUCGCAAGCUUAAACCAGAUGCAAGGGGUCCUGUAUUGUGCUUUGUUGGGCCACCAGGUGUUGGGAAAACAUCUUUGGCAUCUUCUAUUGCUGCUGCUUUGGGAAGAAAAUUUGUGCGCAUAUCCCUUGGUGGAGUCAAGGAUGAGGCUGAUAUUAGAGGACAUAGGAGAACAUAUGUUGGAAGCAUGCCUGGGCGGCUCAUAGAUGGAUUAAAGAGAGUAGGUGUGUGCAAUCCUGUCAUGUUGCUUGAUGAAGUUGACAAGACAGGCUCUGAUAUUCGUGGAGAUCCAGCUUCAGCAUUGCUAGAGGUUCUUGAUCCAGAACAAAAUAAAUCAUUCAACGAUCACUAUUUGAAUGUUCCUUUUGAUCUAUCCAAGGUAGUCUUUGUUGCUACGGCAAAUAGGUUGCAACCCAUUCCUCCACCACUUCGUGAUAGGAUGGAAGUAAUUGAGCUUCCUGGAUACACACCUGAGGAAAAGCUCCACAUAGCUAUGCAGCAUUUGAUUCCAAGAGUUUUAGACCAACAUGGAUUGAGUUCCGAGUUUCUUCAGAUUCCAGAGGCAAUGGUUAAGCUUGUCAUUCACAGAUAUACUAGGGAAGCUGGUGUGAGAAAUUUGGAAAGGAAUAUAGCUGCCUUGGCUCGAGCUGCUGCAGUAAGAGUUUUAGAGCAAGAACAAGUAGUUCCAUUAAACAAAGGGAUGCAAGGACUUACUACACCCCUUGUGGAAAACAGACUGGCUGACGGUACUGAAGUUGAGAUGGAAGUGAUACCUAUUGGUGUCAAUAGUCGGGACAUCACAAACACAUUCAGGAUUGCCUCUCCAUUGGUUGUUGACGAAACUAUGCUUGAAAAAGUGCUUGGGCCCCCAAGAUUUGAUGGUAGUGAGGCUGCCGAACGUGUGGCUACUCCUGGGGUCUCUGUUGGGCUAGUUUGGACUGCUUUUGGCGGAGAAGUUCAGUUUGUGGAGGCUACAGCAAUGGUUGGGAAGGGUGAACUGCAUCUUACUGGACAGCUUGGUGAUGUAAUAAAAGAAUCAGCUCAGAUUGCUCUAACAUGGGUAAGGGCAAGGGCAACUGAUCUUAGGCUGGCUGCUGAGGAGGGAUUUAGUCUUUUGGAGGGUCGUGAUGUACACAUACAUUUUCCAGCAGGUGCUGUACCUAAAGAUGGGCCCUCAGCUGGUGUGACUUUGGUCACGGCAUUAGUAUCACUUUUCAGUCAGCAAAGGGUGAGAUCAGACACGGCUAUGACUGGAGAGAUGACGUUGAGAGGUCUAGUCCUACCCGUUGGUGGUGUCAAGGAUAAGAUACUAGCUGCACAUCGUUAUGGUAUUAAGAGAGUUAUCCUGCCUGAAAGGAACUUGAAGGACUUGGUUGAAGUACCAUCGUCAGUGCUAGCCAAUUUGGAGAUUUUGCUCGCAAAACGAGUGGAAGAUGUGUUGGAGCAUGCUUUUGAUGGGGGGUGCCCUUGGAGGCAACACUCAAAGUUAUAACAGCAAUUGUGUUUCAAACCCACACCAUUGUGUUUCAAACCCACACCAUUGUGUUUCAAAUCAUUAAUGGCUUGUAUAUCAAUUCAACAACAUACGGUCAAGAUUCUCCUUCUGAUCCCGGGGUCGAGUCCAAAUACAUUGACCUAUUCAAGUGGCCGUAAUUGAGCAAAACUCAACAGAUCAACAAUUUGGAUGUCAGGCGACAUCUCCAUAUAUCAUUGAAAAUUCACUUCACCAUAAUUUUACUGUGUAAAUGCUUUAGCUUGAGAUCAGCUAUUGUGUAAGGUGACAUUUUAAGUGCUCUUCACGCAACAUACCCCCGCUCACUCUUUGUAAAUUAUUUACCUUCUCACCAUACAUAUAUAUAAUUUUUUUUUUGUAAUGUUGUGCAUAGAUAAUUAACUUUAUCUAACAAGACUGUUUCCUCUCUCUUUAA
Molecule: messenger RNA, 3251 nt
Organism: Vigna unguiculata (cowpea)
Lineage: Eukaryota; Viridiplantae; Streptophyta; Magnoliopsida; Fabales; Fabaceae
Product: lon protease homolog 2, peroxisomal-like
Biological process (GO): protein quality control for misfolded or incompletely synthesized proteins; protein catabolic process
Molecular function (GO): serine-type endopeptidase activity; ATP-dependent peptidase activity; ATP hydrolysis activity
Source: RefSeq, a predicted model, not a curated record